This is a messenger RNA of Rhopilema esculentum, 976 nucleotides long. Its product is annotated as testis-expressed protein 47. NCBI's taxonomy places the organism in Eukaryota, Metazoa, Cnidaria, Scyphozoa, Rhizostomeae, Rhizostomatidae. The record is from RefSeq and is a predicted model, not a curated record.
AACAAGAAAAAUCGCUGGUUUUAGAGCAGUGGCACCAUCCACAAAUCCAUUUCAUUACCAUGGUGACUAUGAUGCUCCUAAAUCAAGGAGAGGCUGUCGCACAAGAAAUAUGGCUGCCACACGGGAUACGCCGAUUGAAAGUCAGCACAGAUCAUCACUACUAAAUGUCGUUCUUAAUCGCACUGAAGCUCUCAAAAGGAAAGAGCUGAUUCACAGACUUGUUUACAUUGGGAAACUCAGAUUUGAUCAGUCUGAUAAGAGAGAGAUUGGAGACUACUAUGAAAAGUUUUAUAAAAAUCACAACAGUCAUGCCCAAGUUGAGCCCGUCACAGGACUUCUACUUAUUUAUCCACAAAAUUUUGUUCAUGUUAUAGAGGCAUCAACUGGUGUUCUUAUGGAAACAAUAAAAGAUCUUGAUGCAAAGCAAAAGAGAGGGUCACUUCUGAAAGAAGCAAAAGUCUUAUUAUCAGUUGGAAAUAUACCAGUCAGACUUUACAGCCAAUGGAAUUACAGAGUAUUGAACCUACCAGCAAUAAGAACAGAUGAGACAAAGCUAGCAGAAUCAACUGAAAAUUUGCUCUCUGAAGCACUUGCUCUUACAUUGAAACUGGGUUAUCAAUUAUCAAGAGUAUCAAAGCUGUCACUGAAGACCUCCUUGGAUCAGAUGCAUGACAAAUAUCGUGAUUUGCUUAUUCCCGAAGAUAUCAUCGAGAAAAUCUUGAAGUCUCAAGACCUUUGUGACCCAAGCCAAUAUUUGAAGAAAUACUGCACUCCGCUUGAAAUUACACUCGAUCGAGAUCUUGUAUGGCCGGCAGAAACUAAGCUCUUCCCUCUUUAAAGUCAAGAACACUACGACUAUUGAUGUAAAUAAUACGAUGUAUAUUAAUUACAUUAAAAACGAUUUUUCAUUACACGACUAUUCCUGUAAAAGCAACAUGUUUCUUUGAAUUUUAUUUGGAUAAUGAAUUUAACAUGA